CGGGAGCGGACUGGCUUUGCUCAAGCAUCCGGUGCUUGUUAUGCUUAUGAGAUAGGAGGAAGCCGGAAAGACUGAGGACAGAGUAUGAGAACAAGAGAGGAAACCUAACUUGUCAGUUGUCUUCUUAGCCUUUUGAAAAUGGGAGAAUGGAUGCGUGCCCCCCUUUAUAUGAGACACAGAAAAACAGAAGAGAAACAUAAUUCACAUCAUUGCUCUUCUUUUUGGUAUGUAAUUAAAAGUACUGUAUCUGACUACACUGGGAAGAGCCUUGAGCCCCUGGAAGACAGUUUUUGUUACAGACAGGAAUAAUGUGAAAGAGAAAAAUGAAGCUGACCAGUGAACCUCUGCCUCAUGUACACAGCAGCGAGACCAUUCUCCAGUCCAUUUCAAAGUACUGCAGUAGCGAAUUGGAUGGUUUAAGAUGGCUAUCCAAUCAAGAGACUUACAGUCACGGUUUUCUGCUUGCAAAGGCUGAAGAACAUCUGGAAAAGCGGAUCAAAGAUGGAGACCCUCUGGCAUAUUUUCUCAAAGGACAGCUUUAUUUUGAAGAGGGAUGGUAUGAAGAUGCAUUAUUGCAAUUUGAACAAAACACAGAUUUUCAGUCCAUGUAUCAGUUGGGUGUAAUGUAUUACGAUGGAUUGGGAACUCCACCAAAUCCUAAGAAAGGAGUUGAGUAUAUGAAGAAGAUUCUCAACUCUGACUCCCCUAAAGCAAGACAUUUAAAAUUUGCUGCUGCCUACAACCUUGGCCGAGCUUACUAUGAAGGACAUGGGACUGAGAUUUCUGAAAAAGAAGCUGAAAGAUUAUGGUUUAUUGCUGCAGACCAUGGGAACCCAAAAGCAAGUGUAAAGGCUCAGAGUACACUUGGAAUGUUGUAUUCAGCACGACAUCCUAAGGAUCUUAAAAAGGCAUUCUUUUGGCAUUCAGAAGCUUGUGGGAAUGGAAGCCUGGAAUCUCAAGGCAUCCUUGGGCUUAUGUAUCUUUAUGGACAUGGUAUACGUCAAAACCUGAAGGCUGCUUUGGAGUGCCUCAAUCAGGCAUCAGAUCGAGGGAAUGUAUAUGCUAAAGGCCAUUUGGUGGAGUAUUACUACAGAAGAAAAUUUUUUACAAAAGCAGUCGAGUUUGCCAAAAGAAUAACAGAAAAUGACGAUGUUGAAAAGAUAGCAAAAGAAACAGAUUGCCUUCCUUUUUACAUAAGCAGAGGACUUGCAAUGGCUUCUUUCUACUUGGCCAGAUGUCUCCAGCUUGGCCUAGGAACCCAACAAGAUUUAGCAGCAGCUAAAAAAUAUUAUUCUAAGGCAUGUAGACUGGAUCCUGAUUUAGCUGCUGAUCUUGAGCUGACUGCUAAUCAUGGGAGAAUUUAGAGUAUUAUUUUGCUGAAUCUGAGGAACACUUUUCAUUCAGCUUCUGAUUAAUCAUGAUUAAUGUGAACAAACUUCCUAUGUCUCCCUUUUCCUUCAUUUAGAGUGAAGCAUAUAGAUUUCCUUCAGUAAAGUUAUAACCAUUAUGUU
Molecule: messenger RNA, 1511 nt
Organism: Python bivittatus (Burmese python)
Lineage: Eukaryota; Metazoa; Chordata; Lepidosauria; Squamata; Pythonidae
Gene: LRP2BP
Product: LRP2 binding protein
Molecular function (GO): protein binding
Source: RefSeq, a predicted model, not a curated record